AUGGCUCUAGCAGCUGCUCCUAAGUCGAUCGCCGAUAGACCUGUGGGCUCCGUCGGUUACGGCAUGAUGAACCUGACACUGUUCGGCAAUAUCUCUCAUGACGAAAGUACCGCCCCUUUGAAGACGGCGUUGGAUAACGGUGCCAACUUCUGGAAUGCCGCAACAUUCUACGGCCCACCCAAUGCCCACUCUCUUCAUCUCCUCAAGCACUACUUUACUCAGUACCCCAAGGAUGCCUCACGCGUAUUCCUCAGCGUGAAGGGAGCUUACGACGGCGCUACUCAGACACCUCGUUGCAGCCCAGAAGAUGUCCGUGCUUCGGUCGAGGAGUCUUUGCGCGUGUUGGACGGAACCAAGUCCAUCGACCUUUUCGCAUGCGCUCGCCUCGACCCAAAGGUGGCCAUCGAGAUAACAGUCGCGACGCUCGCACAGCUGAUCCAGGAGGGCAAGAUCGGCUCAUACGGGCUCAGCGAGGUCAACGCGGAGACUAUUCGCCGCGCCCACGCUAUUCACCCGGUCGCCGCCGUCGAAGCCGAGCUCAGCCUAUUUUCGCGACACGUGCUCGAGAAGGGAGGCGUCGCCGACACCUGCCGCGAGCUUGGCAUUCCGCUGGUUGGCUACAGUCCGCUUGAUCGUGGCUGGUUGACCGGACAAGUUAGGACUCUCGACGACCUACCUGCUGACGACUUCCGUCGGCACUACCCUCGCUUCCAGCCGGGAAACUUUGAGAAGAAUGUUAAAUUGGCCGCGCGUGUCGAGCAGGUUGCCAAAAAGAAGGGUUGCACAAGCGCCCAGGUUGCGAUUGCCUGGGUCAGGGCACAGGGUGUGCUGCCUAUCCCUGGUGCAACUAAGCCCCCACGGGUGAUCGAAAACUGCAAAAUUGUCGAGCUCACAGAUGCUGAAUUAGCUGAGCUAGAGCAAGCUGUGAGGCUGACCGAGGUCUCGGGUGAUCGUUACCCUGCGAUGUUUCAUGAAUUCCUGGCAAAAUAG
Molecule: messenger RNA, 990 nt
Organism: Diaporthe amygdali
Lineage: Eukaryota; Fungi; Ascomycota; Sordariomycetes; Diaporthales; Diaporthaceae
Exons: 3
Coding region: 1-990 (329 amino acids)
Cellular component (GO): cytoplasm
Source: RefSeq, a predicted model, not a curated record